AUGUUUCUUUUACAUCUUUCUAAUUGUUAACCAAAUUUUUUGUUUAUCAAUCGGUGCUAUCAGACAAAAUCUAAAAAAAAUCUGGUUGUUUACUACACGUAUAAAUACCUCAGAACAAAUCCAUAUCUUUGCUCACAACAAGUCCUAGUCCUCGACUCCUUAGUCCUUUCCCACUUUAUUUUUUUUCAUACUAUUGUGGUGUUCUGUUUGGAGAGAGAGAGAUAUGGCAAUUGGACAAGUUAAGGAUGCUGAGAAUAGUGAUGAAAUAAAUGGCCUUCAAUAUUUGGAACAGCCAUUAAUCCAGCAAGAUAAUAUUGUUUCCCAUAAAGAUGAUAAAAAUGUUGAAGGUGGAUCCAUUGGAAUGGUUUUGCUCAGUACAUGUGUUGCUGUUUGUGGCUCUUUUGAAUUUGGAUCAUGUGUGGGCUAUUCAGCACCCACUCAAUCUGCAAUCACAGAAGAACUUAAUCUUUCUGUAGCUGAGUACUCCAUGUUUGGCUCCAUAUUAACAAUUGGAGCAAUGUUUGGUGCCAUCACAAGUGGUAAAAUUGCAGACUUUGUUGGUCGAAAAGGGGCAAUGAGGAUGUCAGGUGUUUUCUGCAUUGCAGGAUGGCUUGCUGUAUAUUUCUCUAAGGGAGCUAUUUCACUUGACAUGGGAAGGUUAUUCACAGGAUAUGGAAUUGGAGUUUUUUCUUAUGUGGUGCCAAUAUUUAUUGCUGAAAUUGCUCCAAAGAAUCUGCGUGGAGGGCUUACAACAUUGAAUCAGCUCAUGAUUGUCACUGGAUCAUCAGUUGCAUUCUUAGUAGGAUCAGUCAUAACAUGGAGAGCACUUGCUUUGACUGGGCUUGUUCCAUGCAUAUUCCUUCUUGUGGGUCUAUGUUUUGUUCCGGAGUCUCCCAGAUGGCUGGCAAAGGUUGGCCGUGAGAAAGAAUUUCAAGUUGCGCUACGAAAACUUCGUGGCAAAGAUGCUGAUAUUACUUUUGAAGCUGCUGAAAUUAAAGAUUAUUUUGAAACUCUUAAGACACUUCCAAAGGCUAAAAUGCUGGAUUUGUUCCAAAGCAGACAUAUUCGCUCCUUGAUUAUUGGAGUAGGAAUAAUGAUAUGUCAACAAUUCACAGGAAUAAAUGGAAUAGGUUUCUAUGCAAGUGAAAUCUUUGCAGAAGCUGGGGCUUCUCUGGCCAAAAUUGGAACCAUAGCUUAUGCCUGUAUCCAGGUUCCAAUAACUAUAGUGGGCGCAAUGAUGAUUGACAAAUCUGGAAGAAAGCCACUUAUUUUGAUUUCUGCAACUGGGACAUUUCUGGGCUGCUUUGUAACGGGCACUUCUUUCUUUCUCAAGGGCCACAACUUGUUGCCUGAGUGGGCACCAAUAUUAACUUUUGUUGGAGUGCUGUUUUUCAUAGCAUUUUUCUCUAUUGGAAUGGGAGCAGUCCCUUGGCUGAUUAUGUCUGAGAUUUUUCCAAUUGAAUUGAAGGGGGCUGCUGGGAGCUUGGUGGUGCUAGUGAACUGGUUGGGUGCUUGGUUAAUUUCAUAUACAUUCAACUUUCUUUUUACCUGGAGUUCCUCAGGCACUUUUUUCCUCUACUCCGCAUUCUCUUUGAUGGCUGUUCUAUUUGUGGCAAAGGUAGUUCCAGAAACCAAAGGAAAAACACUAGAAGAAAUUCAACAAUGCAUAAACUCCUAGAGAGGGAGAAGGCUACAAAAUAAGAGAACGAACAAUAGCUGGAGAAGCUCCUUGACAAUUUGAGUUGAUUGUGGCUCAAGAAGUAUCAUCUUUAUUUGGUGCUGAAAAUCCAAGUUCAAAUGCGGCAAGAAGAUACUAAACAUUUUAUUAACAAAUUCUUUGGGCACCAAGUGAUGCGGGAGACGCAAGAAGAUUUUAAUUUAGUAUUAUUUAUGUUUGCAAGUCAAUUGUAUUUUUUAUGUUUUAGGUCCUAGUAGUUUAUUAGGCUAUUAAUAUUUUAAUUUGGAAGUAAGGUUAUUUUUGUAAUAAAGCAAUUAGGGUUUCCUAGCCAAUUAGAAUUAGGGUUUAGUCAUC
This is a messenger RNA of Quercus lobata, 2032 nucleotides long. RefSeq names its product sugar transporter ERD6-like 16. Gene Ontology annotation, molecular function: sugar transmembrane transporter activity. Lineage: Eukaryota; Viridiplantae; Streptophyta; Magnoliopsida; Fagales; Fagaceae. The coding region runs from base 224 to 1678 and encodes 484 amino acids. Gene Ontology annotation, biological process: carbohydrate transport; transmembrane transport. The record is from RefSeq and is a predicted model, not a curated record. Gene Ontology annotation, cellular component: membrane. The transcript is spliced from 18 exons.